This is a messenger RNA of Aureobasidium namibiae CBS 147.97, 3168 nucleotides long. Its product is annotated as putative P450 monooxygenase. The transcript has 7 exons. Gene Ontology annotation, cellular component: cytosol. The record is from RefSeq and is a predicted model, not a curated record. Gene Ontology annotation, molecular function: flavin adenine dinucleotide binding; aromatase activity; heme binding. NCBI's taxonomy places the organism in Eukaryota, Fungi, Ascomycota, Dothideomycetes, Dothideales, Saccotheciaceae. Bases 1 to 3168 code for a protein of 1055 amino acids.
AUGACCAAGUCAAUCCCAACACCCUACGGUUACCCACUGUUGGGUAACAUCCUCGAGAUCGAUCCUCAGAACCCAACUCAAAGUCUCGCAAGACUCGCUGCGAUCCAUGGACCAAUCUUUAGAUUGAGACUGCCAGCCGAACGCAUCUUUGUCGCCAAUUUUGCCUGUGCCGAACCUCUUUUCGACGAGAAGAAUUUCCAGAAGUCUGUAUCGGGUCCCCUGGAGCAGGUGCGCAACGCAGCCCACGAUGGACUCUUCACCGCGUAUCCCGACGAGCCCAAUUGGGCGGUUGCUCAUCGCACCCUGAUGCCUGCUUUUGGCCCUCUGCCUAUUCAAUCAAUGUUUGGAGAGAUGCAAGAUAUUGUGUCUCAGAUGGUUUUGAAGUGGGCUAGAUUCGGUCCUGAGAACCCCAUCGAUGCUAGCCAUGACUUCACCAGGCUCACACUCGAUUCGAUUGCACUCUGCGCAAUGGGCACCCGUUUCAACUCCUUCUACCACGAUGAGAUGCAUCCGUUCGUCGAUGCUAUGGUCGGAACACUUUCAGAGUCGUUUGCCAGAUCAAGACGUCCUCCCAUGACUGGCUUCCUGUACAAGAAGCAAGAUGAAAAUUACAGGCUCGACAUCCAGGUCAUGAAGGAUACUUCAAAGCAACUUCUUGACGACAGAAGGAAACACCCCAGCGACAAGAAGGAUCUUUUGAACGCAAUGAUCAACAAUGUGGACUCCAAGACUGGUCAGAAGCUUAGUGACGAUUCGAUCAUCAACAACAUGAUCACUUUCUUGAUUGCUGGCCAUGAGACUACAUCUGGACUGUUAUCGUUCCUUUUUUACGAGCUGCUCGAGAGCCCAGAAGCGUAUGCAAAAGCAGAAGAAGAAGUCGACAAAGUGUGUGGCAAGAAUCCCAUCACUGUGGAGCACAUGGGAAAGCUUCCGUACAUCGAGGCCUGCCUAAGGGAAACGCUUCGUCUACACCCAACGGCGCCAGCGUUCACCGUCGAAGCAAAAUCUGAUCAAGACCUCAAUGGCUAUGCGGUGAAGAAAGGAGAGUCUGUCAGCAUCAUGCUUCCCAGGCUCCAUAGAGACCCAGAAGUCUAUGGUGCGGACGCUGAGAGCUUCAGACCCAGUCGCAUGAUGGGCGAGUCUCUUGAGAAGCUGCCGUCCAACGCUUGGAAGCCUUUUGGUAACGGUAUCCGCGCUUGCAUCGGUCGUCCAUUCGCUUGGCAAGAAGCCUUGCUCACCGUGGCAACACUUCUCCAGAUUUUCAGAUUCUCCAAACAUCAGCCAAACUACAAUCUCAAGAUCAAGACUGCCUUGACCAUCAAGCCUGAUGGCUUUUUCAUUCGGGCCACUGUCAAGGACCCCGACUUCCUAGAAGCUGCUGGCCUGGGCUUCUCCCAAGCAGACACCAAGUCUAGUCAAAAGAAAGGCGGAAAAGGCGGCAAGCAUGUCGACGACAAGAAUUUGACUCCCUUCACCGUCCUGUACGGUUCCAACACUGGAACCUGUGAGGCUCUCGCGCAAGCACUGGUCGAUGCAGCUCCGGAUAACGGAUUCUCGGCUACUUCGGCUACCUUGGACAGCGUUUCUGGAACGCUGCCAAAGACUCCGCUUGCCAUCAUAACUCCAAGUUAUGAGGGUCAACCUCCAGACAACGGUGCCCACUUCAUGGAGUGGCUCAAGUCUGCGGACAAAGAGCAGCUAAAGCCUGUCCCUUACGCCGUGUUUGGUGUCGGUAACAAGGAAUGGCGAGCCACUUACCAGAAGAUUCCUACUCUGGUAGAUGACGCUUUCCAGGCUGCCGGGGCCACACAGUUGACCAGGAGAUACGCCGCAGACGUCACCGAUGGCAAUAUCUUCGACAACUUCGACGCCUGGCUGCAAGAUGAAUUCUGGCCAGCCCUGCGCAAGGCGACCGGUCAAAAGGCCGAUUCAGGGGCAGGAAGCGGCGGUGUCAAGGAGCUCAAGAUCACCAUCGACACCAACGUUCGUUCUGAACAUCUGCGUUCAGAUGUUCAGCUUGGUGAAGUUUGUGAGACCCGCUUGCUGACGUGCCCUGGUGCACCGAGGAAGCGUCACAUUGGUAUCAGGCUGCCUACUGGUACUGAAUAUCGUGCUGGCGACUACUUGGCGGUACUUCCCAUCAACCCUGCGGAGGUCGUCAGACGGGUCAUGGCUCGCUUCAAGGUGCCUUGGGAUGCAGUCAUGAAGAUCGAUCCUUCCGUAUCGACUGCACUUCCCACCGAUGUUUCUUUGCCUGUUCAGUCGGUUCUCGCAAGUAUGGUAGAGUUGAACCUACCUGCUACCCGCAAAGCUGUGACUUCAGUCAUCGAAAGCAUACCGGAUUCCAAGCUUGCAGACCAACUCACCAAGAGCUCUCAGGAUGAGGGCUUUCAGAAGAGCAACCCUUCCUUGCUCGACAUUCUCGAGGAAUACCCAACUGCAACCUUCUCCCUGGGACAAUUCUUGGCUUCCAUGACCCCCAUGCGCCUCCGCCAGUACAGUAUUUCUUCGAGUCCCCUCGCAGACCCCAAUGUCUGUACCUUGACCUACAGCGUCAUUGAUGCGCCCUCGAAAUCGAAAGCCAACAAGAAUGGACACAGAUUCCUCGGUGUGGCCACCACUUAUCUCGAGCGUCUCUCGGUUGGAGACCAAGUUCACGUCGGCCUGCGACCCAGCCGUGCGGGCUUCCAUUUGCCCAACGACGACUCGAAGCCCAUCAUCAUGGCUUGCGCCGGCACCGGACUCGCGCCCUUCUACGCCUUUGCCGCCGAGAGAGCUAUCAAGAAAGCCGGCGGUAUCGAGACUGGACCGGCACUUCUCUUCUACGGCUGCAAUCAUCCCGACGAGGACGACAUGUACAGGGAAGAGUUCGACAAGUGGGAGAAACAGGGAGUCAUAUCCGUCCGUCGUGCCUACACGCAUGCACCGGAGGCGUCAGAGGGCUGUAAAUUCGUCCAGGAUCGUGUCUGGCACGACAGAGAAGAUGCUAUCGAGUUCUUCAAGAAGGAUGCUGAAUUGUACAUCUGCGGUGCUGGCGUAAUUGGUUCGGGUGUCGAGGAUGCAAUGGCUCGUAUCCGAAUGGAACAGAAGGGUGUUGAUAGAAAGACCGCUGACGAGUGGGUCAAGUCUACAAAGGGCGAGAGAUUCUGGGCGGAUAUCUUCUCUUAG